AUGUGGCCGUGUGGGGGACGGCGGCAGCGCCGCCUCGGAGCCGUGGCGCUGCUCCUCGCCGUGCUGUGGCUGCUGCUGCGCAGGUAUUACCCCUGCCUGCUGCCGGUUGUUUCAGAGCCCUGUGAGAAUGCUGUGCUACUCAGGUUUAACUGGAGUGAGCUGACCCCUCUGGGGCUGUGGGGGAGGACCCUGGGCUUGCAGACAGAGAACUCCCAGUUCCUGCUGGAAGGGAUGCCCUUCCGCAUACUCGGGGGUUCCAUGCACUACUUCCGAGUGCCCCGGGAGUACUGGGAGGAUCGGAUGCUGAAAAUGAGAGCGUGUGGCCUCAACACCCUCACCACGUAUGUGCCGUGGAACCUGCACGAAAAGGAGAGAGGGAAGUUUGACUUCAGUAAAAACCUGGAUCUGAGGGCCUUCCUUUCCCUGGCAGCUAAAAACGGACUGUGGGUGAUUCUGCGCCCUGGACCUUACAUCUGCUCAGAAUGGGACCUCGGGGGUCUGCCCAGCUGGCUGCUGCAGGACCCCGAGAUGCAGCUGAGGACAACCUACAAGGGCUUCACAGAAGCUGUGGAUGCUUAUUUUGAUCACCUGAUGCACAUUGUUGUCCCUCUCCAGUACAAGAAAGGAGGUCCCAUCAUUGCAGUGCAGGUGGAGAAUGAAUACGGUUCCUAUGCCAAAGACCCAAACUACAUGACCUAUGUCAAAAUGGCCCUGUUAAACAGAGGGAUUGUGGAGCUGCUGAUGACCUCAGACAACAAGAAUGGGCUGUCCUUUGGCUUAGUGGAAGGAGCACUGGCCACUGUUAACUUUCAGAAACUGGAGCCUGGGCUGCUGAAAUACCUGGACACAGUACAGAAAGACCAGCCAAAGAUGGUGAUGGAGUACUGGACUGGGUGGUUUGAUAACUGGGGAGGCCCUCACUAUGUCUUUGAUGCAGAUGAGAUGGUGAAUACUGUAGCAAGCAUCCUCAAAACAGGAGCAUCCAUCAACCUUUACAUGUUCCAUGGAGGCACCAACUUUGGCUUCAUGAACGGGGCUUUGGAAGCUGAUGAGUACAAGUCAGAUGUCACCAGUUAUGAUUAUGAUGCUGUGCUGACAGAGGCUGGGGACUACACAUCCAAAUUCUUCAAGCUUCGACAACUCUUCAGCAUGGUCAUUGGCCAGCCCCUUCCUCUGCCCCCCAUGAUUGAAAGCAAGGCCUCCUAUGGUGCCAUCCUGCUGCACCAGUACAUCUCUCUCUGGGAUGUGUUGCCAGCACUUUUACAGCCCAUUAAGUCUGAGUUCCCUGUGAACAUGGAGAAUCUGCAUCUGAACGACAGCAUUGGGCAGCCCUAUGGAUAUGUGCUCUAUGAGACUGUCAUUUUUGGGGGGGGCCACCUGCACACCAGGGACCACGUCCGGGACCGGGCACAGGUGUUUGUUAACACCAUGUAUGUGGGAGAGCUGGACUACAACACAGUGGAGCUCUCCAUUCCUGAGGGACAGCAGGGCUUCAGGCAGCUGAGGCUCCUGGUGGAGAACCGUGGGCGAGUCAAUUAUGGGCUGGCACUGAACGAGCAGAGGAAAGGCUUAAUUGGUGACAUCUUCUUGAAUAAAACCCCCUUGAGGAACUUCAAGAUUUACAGUUUGGAGAUGAAACCUGCCUUCAUGAAAAGCUUGCAGCACGUGUCUGGCUGGAGCACGGUCCCGGAUUAUUUCGUGGGGCCGGCGUUCUUCCGUGGGAGGCUGUGGAUAGAGCAGCAGCCACAGGACACCUUCUUGAAGCUGCAGGGCUGGGAGAAAGGAGUGGUGUUUGUUAAUGGGCAGAACCUGGGAAGAUACUGGAAGAUUGGACCUCAGGAGACACUUUACCUUCCUGGGCCCUGGCUACGGAGAGGGGGCAACGAGGUUGUCAUCUUUGAGGAGCGCACGGCGGGCCGGAUCAUCCAGUCUGUGGACAUCCCUUACCUGGGACGGACCCAGUACGUGGAUUGA
Cinclus cinclus is the source of this 1974-nucleotide messenger RNA. RefSeq names its product beta-galactosidase-1-like protein 2. The record is from RefSeq and is a predicted model, not a curated record. Gene Ontology annotation, cellular component: vacuole. Gene Ontology annotation, biological process: carbohydrate metabolic process. The transcript has 20 exons. Gene Ontology annotation, molecular function: beta-galactosidase activity. The coding region runs from base 1 to 1974 and encodes 657 amino acids. Lineage: Eukaryota; Metazoa; Chordata; Aves; Passeriformes; Cinclidae.